AUGGCCCCACCAACGAUACCAGCAGAACACUCAGUCAAUGACUUUGCGAAUGAUGUCGCGUCACAGAUGGAAGGCUUCACUCAGUCCCAAGAUAUAGCACAGGAAGCAAUUGCACGGGAUCGGGAAGAGGACAACUCGGUAUCUGAGAACGACGACGAUUCUUCCUCGGGUUCCGACACAGUCCGGCAAUAUUCCAUGAUAAACUCUUAUCGCCGGCCUUCCUACGUCAACCCAGGAUCACGCGGCACUGCGAUAAUAUCUUCAAGCGUACCUGAAAGAAGCCACCUGCCGACGUCAUGGAAAAAACAUAGUCAUCUGUCUAAGAAAGAGAGGGAGACUGUGCGAGACGAGGAGCGGAGCCUACUCCGCGACAACAACUUAAUUCCACCCAAGCAUCUAAGAGCUGGAAGUGAAGGACCCUUUGAUAGAGUACGAUCUAGGAUGUCUAUUUCGGGACUGCGAAAGGUCAGAAGCACGCCUGACGAGGAGAGCGCAGUGGAGUCAUCCUCCGAACGUACAGCUCUAUUGGGAGCCCCUGAAGACGAUCCAGACCAACCAUAUGGGGGCUUAGACUCACCGAAGACAAUCAACAAGAAAUGGAAUGAGGCAGUUGCAGCGGGAAAGAUCAACACAAGCUGGCAGCGAGAAGCAAAGGUCCUGACGAAGAGCUCCGCACCGCUCAUUUUGACAUUUUUACUGCAAUACAGCUUGCCAGUAGCGAGUAUUUUCACCGUUGGACACAUCGGUAAAACCGAACUAGGAGCCGUGAGUCUGGCGAGUAUGACUGCGUCGAUAACGGGUUAUGCAGUAUACCAGGGCCUGGCUACUUCACUCGACACGCUUUGCGCGCAAGCAUAUGGCUCCGGACGUCCGCAUCUUGUUGGUCUGCAACUACAACGCAUGUUGUACUUUCUCCUUCUAAUAACCAUCCCGAUAUCACUCAUAUGGGCUUUCGGCACACAGAUUCUCUCGCUCAUCGUUCCGGAGAAGGAGACCGCACGCUUGGCUGGACUCUACUUGAAGGUCCUCAUUGCUGGCGCACCUGGCUAUGCGGCGUUUGAAAGCGGAAAACGCUAUGUACAGGCGCAAGGUAUUUUCAGCGCGACCAUGUACAUUCUACUCAUAUGUGCUCCACUCAACGCUUUCCUGAAUUGGUUCAUGGUCUGGCAUCUUGGCUGGGGCUUCAUCGGAGCACCCAUCGCAGUUUCGAUCACGGAAAAUGUCCUUCCUCUAUUGCUAUUCCUCUACGUAAGGUUCAUCGACGGAUACCAAUGCUGGGGUGGUUUCGAUAGAAGAGCUCUCAGAAACUGGAUGCCCAUGGUGAAGCUUGCGCUUCCCGGCCUGAUCAUGGUGCUUGCCGAGUUUCUAGCUUUCGAGAUCCUGACACUGAGCUCAUCCUGGCUUGGUCCAACCGAACUUGCAGCGCAAUCUGUGCUUGGCUCGAUCACCGGCAUUACCUUCCAAAUCCCGUUCCCGAUGAGCGUAGCAGCAUCCACUCGCAUCGCCAACCUUAUCGGUGCUACACUGGCGGUUCCAGCGAAAACAGCAGCCAAAGUCGCCGUCUUCGCCUCAGUCCUUGUCGGUAUCUUUAACCUACUGCUGCUUUCGCUGCUUCGUGAAGCCAUCCCUCGUCUUUUCACACCCGACGAGGAGGUCAUAGACAUGGUGGCAAAGCUCCUCCCACUAUGCGCAACAUUUCAGGUCUUUGAUGCGCUGGCCGCCAACUGUAACGGCAUCUUGCGUGGCUUAGGUAGACAGGAAAUUGGCGGCUAUGUUGGACUGUUUGCCUACUAUAUUGUUGGUAUCCCAAUCAGCUUCGGUACUGGGUUCGGAUCGCCGCAUUGGGGCUUGUACGGGCUCUGGAGCGGACCGGCAAUUGCACUUGGAAUCGUUGCUGCAAUUGAAGGUGUCUUCAUCUGGCGGACCAGCUGGGACAAGGCAGUGGAAGAUGCGAAGGUGCGGAAUGCCGCAAACUAG
Messenger RNA from Alternaria atra, 1977 nucleotides. RefSeq lists its product as uncharacterized. Bases 1 to 1977 code for a protein of 658 amino acids. The transcript is spliced from 2 exons. Gene Ontology annotation, biological process: xenobiotic detoxification by transmembrane export across the plasma membrane. The record is from RefSeq and is a predicted model, not a curated record. Gene Ontology annotation, cellular component: membrane. Gene Ontology annotation, molecular function: xenobiotic transmembrane transporter activity; antiporter activity. NCBI's taxonomy places the organism in Eukaryota, Fungi, Ascomycota, Dothideomycetes, Pleosporales, Pleosporaceae.